Polypterus senegalus (gray bichir) is the source of this 1392-nucleotide messenger RNA. RefSeq names its product alpha-N-acetylgalactosaminide alpha-2,6-sialyltransferase 2-like. The transcript has 9 exons. NCBI's taxonomy places the organism in Eukaryota, Metazoa, Chordata, Cladistia, Polypteriformes, Polypteridae. The coding region runs from base 77 to 1282 and encodes 401 amino acids. Gene Ontology annotation, molecular function: sialyltransferase activity. The record is from RefSeq and is a predicted model, not a curated record.
ACCUCUCUGCGUUUUGCUGGUCCUUCGGUUCAUUUUCAGAUUCAGGGUUUGGUCUUCACAUAGUGACCUGUGCUGAAUGUAUAGCAUACCUUCGCAGGCAAUGAUCAGGAGAUUCAGACGCUUGCCUGUUUUGAUGCUGGUUUGUGCGUUACUUUUGGCAGGUGCCGUGUACCAUUGUGUGCCAAACAUUCUGUGGGCUCCUCAUUUUGACAGAGGAAAAGUGGAAGUGCACCAGUAUGUUGUGAUAAAGGGCAUGGGCCCAUUGAAGCACCAGGAUGAUCACAGAACACCAGUAAUUAUGCCGCUUGGGGAUGAGUAUGGCACUGACUUCACAUACACCAAUGGGCAGAAAUGCACCAAAGAAAUGGAAAGGGCAGCUCGCCAGACAAAGUGGCUGGGACAUGCAUUUAUCCCGACAAUUCCCAUCCUGCAGUGGGAUGUGCAUGCCAGCAAGGCAGAGUAUGAGAGGCUGCUGCCCUAUGGGUCCUGCUAUGGAUAUAAAGAUGUUCCCUACUCCGAUGUCCAGGAGGCUCUAGUGUUGUUGAAUUCCACAGCCAACCGUCAUAUGUUUAGUGACUGGCAUCACGUGACCUAUCCAAGCCUGCCUGCCUGCAUCCGUUGUGCUGUGGUGGGGAGCGGCGGGAUUCUGAACGGCUCCAGAAUGGGAGUGGCAAUUGAUAAUCACACCUAUGUGUUCAGAGUAAAUGGUGCCAUCACUAGAGGGCAUGAAGUGGAUGUUGGAAAGCGGACCUCCUUUUACUUUUCCUCUACGAACACCAUGAAGAAUUCUUUAAGAAGUUACUGGCACCUGGGCUUUGAACUACCCUUGUCAGAGGAGACGCGUUACGUCUUUAUCCCUGACCACGUCCGUGACUAUGUGAUGCUGAGGGCUGUGAUAACCAAUUCACCCAUCCUUUCUGGACCCGACCGCUCUGACAGUCCAUCUGACUUUUUUGCUGACCCAAUACCAGAGAAGUUUAAGAUGCUGCAUCCCGAUUUUCUGCGCUACCUGAGGAACAGAUUUUUGAAGACCGGUCACUGGAAUGACCCUUUCUAUCGCCCAUCCACGGGGGCCGUGAUGCUUCUGACUGCACUUCACACCUGUGACCAGGUUGAUGCAUAUGGCUUCAUGACACCUGACUAUGCCCGCUACUCAGACCACUAUUAUGACCGAACGAGGAAAAAGGUGGUGUUUGUCAAGAAUCAUGACCUGCAGCUGGAAAUGAAGUUGUGGGGCCUACUGGAGCAAGUUGGUGCCAUGCGACUCUACCACCGGCUAUGAUGCUGAAAAGCUGGAGACCUAAUGUGGGCUUAUAGCGUAGUCGUCCUUCAAUCAGGGGAUUGGAUCUGUAAUUUUUAUAAAAAUUAAAAAAAAUAAGUUUUAUACAGCAA